AUGAUAUUCAAUAAGAUCAUUGACAUAAUUUUUGAGUUGUUGCAAUGCAUCGGCUAUCCAAGAGGAUCAUGGAUGGAAAACAUGAGGAAGCAGCCCCAUUCUUCUGCACCUCCCACUGUUCCUCAUUCCUCUCCUCUCUCAAAGUCAUCGGCAUCUUCCCCUUUCCUCCACUCUCCAGAUUGUCUUAUGGAGGGAGGACGAUUAGAGGAAUAUAGAGGAGCUCUCGUCUAUUACAUCGGCAUGGUCUUCCAGGAAUUAAAAAUGAUCAGAUUAUUUGGGAACAAACAAAAGAAGGAAGAGAAACAAAGGAAAAAGGAACUCAAAAAGCAAAAGCAUAAGGGGAAAGGCAGUGCUGCUACAAAUGGCAGUAAAGAACAAGAAGGUUGGGAGAUGCAGGGAUAUCCAGAAUAUUAUGGUCCAGGAUAUUAUGGACAAGACAUAAACUCACGAACGCCUAUGCCUCAAAUGUGGCAUGGCGAUCCACGAUACGGCAUACCUCCACAAUUUGGACCUGGUGGUCAAAUAUACCCUGGUCCUCCAGGAAUGGGACCUAAUAACGAAAGGUACCCUGGUCCUCCAGGAAUGGGACCUGAUGGCCAAAGGUACCCAGGUCCUCCAGAAAUGGGACCUAAUGAUGAAAGGUACCCUGGUCCUCCAGGAAUGGGGCCUAAAGGCCAAAGAAGGGCUGGUCGUCCACAACAGAGACCCUAUGGCCAAAGAAGGCCUGGUCAUCCACGACAGAGACCCUAUGGCCAAAGAAGGCCUGGUCAUCCAAGACAGAGACCCUAUGGCCAAAGAAGGCCUGGUCAUCCACGACAGAGACCCUAUGGCCAAAGAAGGCCUGGUCAUCCACGACAGAGACCCUAUGGCCAAAGAAGGCCUGGUCAUCCACGACAGAGACCCAAUGGCCAAAGACAGCCUGGUCCUCCACAACAGAGACCUGAUGACCAAACAUAG
Messenger RNA from Macrobrachium nipponense, 957 nucleotides. RefSeq names its product proline-rich protein HaeIII subfamily 1-like. NCBI's taxonomy places the organism in Eukaryota, Metazoa, Arthropoda, Malacostraca, Decapoda, Palaemonidae. The record is from RefSeq and is a predicted model, not a curated record. The coding region runs from base 1 to 957 and encodes 318 amino acids. The transcript has a single exon.